Molecule: messenger RNA, 2349 nt
Organism: Andrographis paniculata
Lineage: Eukaryota; Viridiplantae; Streptophyta; Magnoliopsida; Lamiales; Acanthaceae
Product: monocopper oxidase-like protein SKU5
Exons: 10
Coding region: 347-2146 (599 amino acids)
Molecular function (GO): copper ion binding; oxidoreductase activity
Source: RefSeq, a predicted model, not a curated record
CCUCUCCGUUCCAAACCAUCUACUGAUCUACACCCCCUCCUUAUUCCUAUCGUUUCUUUAUUCUUCUCUGAUUCUUCUUCUUCUUCACCGGUCGUCUCGCUGCUGUUCGGCACUGUUACGAACCGACCGUUCACGGUUCCAAAAGAACUUGAACCGGUUUCGAUUCCGGUUAAACGGUUCAAAACCGACGAACCGCCGGUCCAGUUCGAAACCGCAUGGGGAAGUUUGUCUAUGACAUGAUCAGUAACGGCACGAGUUUCGAAACAGGCCACCUCGCAGUUGGAAACCGAUUGCGCUGCUGUUCUUGGAGGGUUGGGUUUCGCUAUAUCAUCAUAUCAUCAAAUCAAUGUCCCUCAGCAGCCGCGGGUUUCUCUGCUUCACCUUGUUUCUCUGCUCGAUUUCCGUCGGUUUACCGGCGGACCCAUUUGUGUUCUACGAUUGGACUGUGGACUAUCUCACUGCCUCCCCUCUCGGGAUCAAGCAACAGGUGAUUGGUAUAGAGGGGCAAUUUCCGGGCCCUGUUUUGAACGUCACCACGAAUUGGAAUGUCGUCAUCAAUGUUAAAAAUAAUCUCGAUGAGCCAUUUCUAUUAACAUGGAAUGGAAUUCAACAAAGAAAGAAUUCAUGGCAGGACGGUGUUUCGGGGACAAAUUGCCCGAUUCCCGCCGGUUGGAAUUGGACAUAUCAGUUUCAGGUGAAAGACCAGAUAGGGAGUUUCUUUUAUUUUCCAUCCCUUGGAUUCCAACGAGCCAGUGGUGGAUAUGGCGGUAUUGUUGUCAACAAUCGAGAUGUUAUUCCCGUACCUUUUGCAACCCCCGAUGGCGAUGUUAACCUCUUUAUCGGUGAUUGGUACAUAAAGAAUCACAAGGAACUCAGAAAUGACCUCGAGUCAGGGGACAGCCUUGCAGCCCCAGAUGGAGUCUUGAUCAAUGGUCUCGGCCCUUAUCAAUUUGAUAGGGCCGUGGUACGAGACGGGAUUCCUUACCAAAUAAUAAACGUCGAACCAGGUAAAACCUAUCGCUUACGAGUCCACAAUGUCGGGAUCUCGACUAGCUUAAACUUCAGGAUCCAAAACCAUGACUUGGUUCUAGUGGAAACUGAAGGGUCUUACACGGUGCAACAGAAAUACUCGAACAUGGACAUACAUGUUGGCCAGUCGUACUCAUUUUUGGUUACGAUGGACCAAAAUGCUACAAAUGAUUAUUACAUCGUCGCCAGUCCAAGGCUUUUUGAUUCCUCGAACUGGACCAAACCUCCCGGAGUCGCUAUAUUGCAUUAUUCAAAUUCACAAGGCCCUGCUUCGGGUCCACUUCCUGGCCUCCCUAAUGAAUUCGACACCUAUUUCUCGAUGAAUCAGGCAAGAUCCAUAAGAUGGAAUGUUUCUGCUGGAGCCGCUCGUCCGAACCCUCAGGGAUCAUUCAGAUAUGGCGAGAUAACUGUGACUGAUGUAUUCGUCAUCCUUAACCGGCCAGCUGAGUUGAUUGAUGGAAAACGGCGUACUACUUUAAAUGGGAUUUCAUACUUAGCUCCUUCUACACCUCUCACACUUGCUAGGCAAUUUAAGGUCCCGGGGGUCUUCAAGCUUGAUUUUCCUAACAGGUUCAUGAAUAGGCCUGCAAAGCUCGAUGCAUCCGUGAUUAAUGGAACUUUCAAAGGAUUUGUCGAAAUUAUUUUCCAGAACAACGACACAGUAGUUCAGAGUUACCAUCUUGAUGGCUACGCCUUCUUCGUUGUCGGGAUGGACUACGGAGUGUGGACGGAGAACAGCCGAAGCACAUAUAACAAAUGGGAUGGUGUGGCUCGUUCUACUACCCAGGUGUUUCCCGGUGCAUGGUCAGCCAUAUUAGUGUUUCUGGACAAUGCCGGGAUGUGGAACCUGCGUUCCCAGAAUCUCGACUCAUGGUAUCUCGGUCAGGAAGUUUACAUCAACGCUGUGAAUCCGGAGAAUGACAACACAGAGGUUGAGUUGCCCGAGAACACCAUUUAUUGCGGUGAACUCUCUUCGUUGCAGAAGGACCAGGCUCGAAGAGUGAACUUCUCCUCAGCCCCGAUGCCGCUGUCUCCCAUUGAUGCAAUGGUUAAGGUGGUUCUGGUGGCAGUGAUGGUUGCUUUAAGAGGAGUUUUUGACAUCUCCGGCACCAUAUAACUGCUCGAAUGUCUCAACACGCUCGAAUGUCUCAACACCGGCAGCCAACCAUCUGUACUAUAUAUAUAUAUAUAUAUAUAUGUGUGUGUAGGAAGGCUAACUAGUUUGUAUCUUUGGAGGAACAGCAUUGAUUUAUUUUGAAUCUUUGAAGAGCUGUAUAUAGAUCUAUGAUAUGUUGCAUUAAUGUAUUUGUAUUUUCUUCA